CACAGUGCCCCGCGGCAGCGGCGCCGCGCCCGGUGGAUGGCGGUGGCGCAGAGCAUGGGUCCGGGGCGGGUGUGUCCCGAGGAGCUGGGGCCGCCGGAGGCCCCCGAUGGCGCGGCGGGCUGGAGCGGUGAUGAGGAAGAGGAGGAGGAGGAAGGCGGCGGCAGCGGGUACUUGUACCAGCCGCUGAGCCAGGAGCCGGAGCAGGGCCCCGGUGAGGCGGGCCUCCUCGCCGGCCCGGAGGGCUGCGCUGAGGCGGGCCCCGGCCUGCAGGAGCGGCUGCAGAUACUGAGGCUGCACCUGCCUGACCCGCCGGCGGACAGUGAGGAGGAGGAGGAGGAGGCGGAGGCGGCGGCGGAGGAAGGUGCCAGGGCUCAGAGCAGCCGCAGCUCCAUCCCCAUGGAUGCAGAGCAUGUGGAGCUGGUGAAGAAGACAAUGGCCAGUGUGAGGCUUCCUGCCCUGGGCAUCCCUGCCUGGGCCAGCCAGAUCUCAGAGGACCAGUGGAAGGAUGUGGUGCAGCGCACACUGCAGGCCCGGCAGAGCCUCACCGGUCCUGGGCCUGAGUGGAAGUGAGGGCCGAGCUGCAUGGGGGGGACUGCUGACACCAGUCCUCUCUCUGCUGUGCAGAUGAGGCAGGCACCCGCUGCCUUAGAGGUGGGUGGUGAUGGGACUUGCCAGCAUCAACCUUCCAGUUUCUCUCACUGACAUUGCCUGACUUCCCCUCCUGCUCCUCUUUCCUGGUUCUGGCUGGCAUGUAAGUUCCUGUGAUGUCCAUGUGUUGGCUUCCUGUGGCUCCAAGGAGCCUGACAUGUAUGCACGUGGAGGGAAGGGGCCUGACCAGCUUUGCCCAGAUUCCCUUGGGACAAACACUGGAUUUGUCCGCAUGCUGUCAGUGCUGGAGAAGUCCCUCUCCAUGCUAGGGCCCCACUUCCCAGGACAGGGGCUGUGUGCUGGAAUAUCAGAGGUGGAGUCCAACGUGUCUUUCCAAGAGAUCGGUUUUAUUUAGUUCUGUACAUACAGGGACAUCUGUACAAAAUCAAACACUUUCGUACUAUGUAAUGCUCUACUGAAAAUAAAGUACACCAUAUGUACAUAUGAA
Columba livia (rock pigeon) is the source of this 1096-nucleotide messenger RNA. RefSeq names its product male-enhanced antigen 1 (gene MEA1). Gene Ontology annotation, biological process: spermatogenesis. The transcript is spliced from 3 exons. The record is from RefSeq and is a predicted model, not a curated record. Bases 37 to 570 code for a protein of 177 amino acids. Lineage: Eukaryota; Metazoa; Chordata; Aves; Columbiformes; Columbidae.